Messenger RNA from Gloeophyllum trabeum ATCC 11539, 3358 nucleotides. RefSeq lists its product as uncharacterized. The coding region runs from base 71 to 2809 and encodes 912 amino acids. The transcript is spliced from 9 exons. The record is from RefSeq and is a predicted model, not a curated record. NCBI's taxonomy places the organism in Eukaryota, Fungi, Basidiomycota, Agaricomycetes, Gloeophyllales, Gloeophyllaceae.
CAUUCGCCCGACUGGCAUCUGGCACCCUCUCCUUCACUGACUUGACAUCGCUGUUCUCUCUGUAUAAAAUAUGAACUUCAGCCCCGUCCUCACCAUCACCAAAAUUGACCCCGACCACCAGGCCGAGUACAACACGCGUUACAUCAACGCUCAGCUCGAUGCGCUGCACAAAAAUGCACAGAAGGCUAUCGCACGCCUUGGUCCUCAGCUGAAGGUGGAUGAGGUCGCUCGCGGUCAGGUUGCUCUCGCCGAAUACUACUACUUGAUUGGUGGUGGCACGACGACCGAGGAUGCCACUGCCUUCUUCCGCUUCGACACCCCCGAGGUCGUCGAGUUCAUCACCCCCUCGAAGCUCCGUCUGCGCCUGCGAGUAAACCAGGACAGCUACUACAACCCCGAGUACAAGCUGCUUCGGUCUGGGCGGAAUGUGUCGGUGGACUUUAUUCAUGUAGAUUUGGACGUCAACUUUGAGUCUCGCCAAGCGGGUUAUGUUCCCGGGGAGCAAGGUCUCCACACCAUUAACGUCGUGAUCCUCGAUCUCUACGGCGCUUCUGUUGUUUCACCUCUUAACGAGCCCCUGCGGUUCUACUUCGCUCAGUACUUCAAGUAUCUGCAGGACGAAGGCCACAACUUGUUGUACACGCUCCAGUACUUCAAGAAGACCUUCCCCCUUACCCCUCGUUCCCCCGCGGUCCGCGUCCCUACGCCCCUUCCCGAGCUGGACGUCCGCCCCAUCAACUCUCGUCUGCGCCUUGCGUGGUUCAAGGCUUCUUUGGUUGCUUUAAACGCCUCCCGUUCGCACACAAAAGUCAACCCCGAGUGUAUCUGCCUCUCGGAGUACUCCAACGAAGAAUUCGACACCCGUCUGCAUGUCAAGUUCGGUAUCCCCGAGCUUUCGAUCUCCAGCGGCAGCGUGUUCCUUCGUAUCACUGUCACUGAGGGUGUUCUGUAUGACAAGCGCGGCAUCUCCUGGAAUGUCAUCGACCGCAUUGAUGGCACCUUCACCAUCAAGGUCGGCGUCCGCCCUCACCUCAAUAACGAGCUCUUCUUCGCUCUCGAAGAGUUCAACUCGCGCCUCCUCAGCUGCUUCGACCCCGUCCUGCACCAUCGCCGGGACCGCCUGGUCAACUUCCUCGAGAAGUAUGCCAUCAUCUGCAACGACGUCAUCCUGAAGGUCAUGGCCGGCAUCGACGACACCGUCCCGCACUUCGACUCCGAGAUCUACGGUGGUAUCGUCGCCAAGGACGUCAACCGCCUCGGGCUCAUCAGCACUCCCCAUGUGCACUCGUUCGAUUACGUCCAGGUCCUCGACCGCUACUCCCUCAUUCAACAGCUGCAAACUCUGCACCAGACGGACACCCGCGGGACCUACACCUGGACGCACCGCGCGCCUGACGGGCGCACGUUCCACGCGCACUUCGCGCCGCUCCGCAUUCGCCUGCUGUCGGACAAUAAGGCGCUGAUCUGGGUUGUGCCUAAGGAGCUCAGUGGGUCUUCGCUGACCAGCCCCUUCGUGUUCAAGGACGUGUCACUGGCCUUUGAGGUGCCCCUCAAGACGUCCGACGAGGAGGUUUGGAGCAAGCUUUCUCCCACGUCUGCGUUCAAGUUCCACAUCCCUGACACGAUCCUCCAUCACCUCUGCUUGGACCUCGACCGUGCCGAGUUCGUCUUGGAGCUGUCGAACAUCGGAGAGGUGCUGUCUUUCGCCAACGAUGCGGACCUCCAGACCAUUGGAGGUUACUUGAACGUCAUCUGGAGCAACUUCUCCAAGCAGCUCGUCGAGAACGGCCAGCACAUCCUCGUCACCACGCCCGUCUACAAGGCCAACGCGACUCCGGCAGACUACAUCCUCACGACCGUCAAGGGCUUCACGUACUCCAAGGUAGAUGUCAACCGCCACAACUUCGACAAGGUCCCCGCCAGCGUCGAGCCUACCCUCAUCGUCGUCGGCAUGUGCAACCACAGGCAGUUCCCCAUCGACCCUGUGAAGGUCUUGUACGAGCUCGUCUUCGAUGGCGCGAACAAGAACUCCCUGUACGUUUCGCGGAAGUGCUUCUUGGAGGACCACAUCCUUCGUCUGUUCAGCCGCAUCAACGAUAAGCUUGCCAAGAUCGCCUUCCCUGAAGCUGGCGGCAACCUCUGGACGCAGGCUCUCUCGACCCUCGUGGACGCUCCCGAUGGCCGUACCCUCACGUUCAAGAUCGACGCUGCCAACAACCUGUACUGCGAGUGGACGCUCCGCAAGCAGGAGAAGAUCACGGAGACGUAUGACAUCUCUUGCGAGAUCGUGAACCAGCUCUUCAUUGAGAUCGGUACGCCCAACAUCAAGAUGGCCGGUACGAUGAGCAUCAAGAGCAUUCCCAAGGACGGGGUCUCCCACAGUAUGGAGGCCCGCGCCACCUGGUCGCCAAGCCUAUACUUCCACAUGGAGAACGGCUCCCUCCAGGUGCGGUGGGACGGCUCGCUGCCCAAAGUCUUCUCGUCGAACGACCCGCGCACGCGCGCGCUCGGCGAGGACCUCAAGCUCAAGGUCAUCUCCAGCGUCAGCUUCGCCGAGUGGGAGGACGAGUUCCGCAAGGCGUUCACGGGCCCCUGGCAGACGGCCGUCCCGCGCGCGGGCAGCUUCACGCUCGCCUCGCCGGUGAUGAACAGCAACGGCGAUGUCGUCUUCGAGACCUACUACCACACCUCCCCCGUCGAGCCUGUCACGAACGGCACCACCGUCACCAACGGCAGCAGCAUUCAUCUCUCUCCCGUCUUGACGAAGCACAACAUCCUGAACGGCUCGGUGCGAUCAGCUUAUGCCUGAUUCGCGGCCCAGCGGCCCAAGAGACGGCUCGGAUCAUUUCUUCGUCCGUUCAAUAACUUAACUUUCGAUCCUUGCAUUCACCUGUGUCUCGUUCGCUUGUUUGGCGGUGUUCGCGGAGAUCUCUUGGACUGCUGCAGCUAUGACUUACCUACCAUGAGAGUACAAUCAGAUAUGGAAUAAUUUCUAGAGUAGCACACCUAUGCAAUACAGUAUGCCUCGAGUCGCAUUUGCAGACACAACUGGUGUGAUUGACAGCUUGACAUUACACUGUUCACUUUCGAGCUACCUGAGCUCACCUAUCCCCUACUCUUAGCCGAUUCAGCCCCCUGCAGCGAUAAGUUGCACCAGAAACAGGUCAUAUUGUCCACCCAAGCGGAAGCUGUGUACGCGUAGUGUCCAGCUUUACAGGAGGCUCAGCUUCGUCACGCUUGCCCUGCUCACUUGCACGCGGCUCUUCCUUAUCCCCCUCCUUUCUCCCCAUUUCCUCUUCCCAAAACCAAUUCGGCAAGAAGCCUACCCUCUCCUCCCCUCCUUCCACAUCCCUCACGC